Messenger RNA from Dunckerocampus dactyliophorus (ringed pipefish), 1457 nucleotides. It is a transcript of the gene fibina, whose product is annotated as fin bud initiation factor a. The transcript has a single exon. The record is from RefSeq and is a predicted model, not a curated record. NCBI's taxonomy places the organism in Eukaryota, Metazoa, Chordata, Actinopteri, Syngnathiformes, Syngnathidae. The coding region runs from base 93 to 716 and encodes 207 amino acids.
GGGGGGGGGCUGUGUAACAUGACGCUGGAUGAAAACUCUGCUCCUGGUCGGACUCCUAGUACACAUGCUGGGAGCUGGAGAGGAGGCGCACGAUGGAUCCUCUGGUGCUCAUCGUGCUGACAUGUCUGCCCCUCGGCUCGGCGGUCUACAACGGGCCCCUCCAGGCCGAGAUCUCCAACGGCACCUUCCACCACUUCUACGUCCCGGACGGCGACUACGAGGACACCGAAGACCCGGAAAAGUGCCAGAUGGUCUUUAGGUUCUCGGACGGGUCUCCGUGCUCGAUCGCUGAGGAGGAAAGCGACGCAAUGGUGCGAGAGGAUCUCAUCCUCGCCCGCCUGCAGGCGGAGGACGCGGCGCGGCUGCUGGAGAGCAUCGGGCGGUCAGUAGCCAACGACCUGGACGGAGAGGUAAGCUACGGCCGCUUCCUCCAGAGGGAGAUCUCUCAGAUCGGCGAGGCUUUCUCCAGCGUUGACAAAUCUCUGGAGGAGCUGGAGGUGAAGUUCAAGCAGAGCCAGGAAAGUGAUCUGAGAGAGGAGCAGCAACUAAGCAGCUAUGUGCUCAAACAACUGGGAGACGUCAGGGACGCCCUGAGGGACACAAAGGACAUCUCAGCUGGACUGAGGGAUAAACAGGAGCUGCUGUCGCUCAUCAUUCGCAGCCAUGCGAGCAGACUGAGUCGCCUUAAAACACAAUAUCUCAAUCCAGGAUCAUAGUCCACUUAUUAUAAUAAGCUCUGCUCUCGAUUUUGGACAUGUUGAAUUCAUAUGAUCGGGGAACCAUACAGCUAUGAAGUGUUUCCACUUCUUGGAAAUGAGUCAUCACAACAUUCCUCUGAGUCAAGUGGCAGGAAAGGAAAUUGAAAAGAGAAUAUUGUAGCUUCUGAAUAAAUACAACUGCUACUGUACCUAUUUGUUUGUAUGAUUGAAAUCAUCUUAGGGCCAUAUAUCUUCAUAUUUUUAAUCCCUGUCUGUCUGGUCCCUCGUAUUGUAAACAUCUCUCCAUCCUCCAUCCAUAUGUGGCAGACUUGAGUAUCCCCUUCAAGUGUACCUUGUUAAUUGGCGUCUGGGUUCUUUCAAUGCCUCCCACCUCCAUCUGGAAGCACUUUACUUAGGAUAAAAAUACAUACUCAAAGGCGGUCACUUGUUAUUAUCAACUCUUUGGAGUCACUCUUUGUCAAAUUGUGUGUUUGUCUUGUUUUUAUGUAUAUUUUGUAGGCAUAGAAUGCAUGGAAAGUCAUUCCGAAACCUCAGUCAUGAUGUGACGUUAUAUUUUAGUCACAUUAUUUCUCGGAAAAAAACAUUGUAGAUGAAUUCCUGCACGCUGAAACCGUAACAGAUUCACCAUCCAGCAGAAAAGCGUUAUUGUUAUCAUACAUCCUGUGUGCAAUAUUUGACUUUCGUCACCGUGAGUUCGAUAUAAAUGUAAAAAAUGCACAAAUAAAUGCCGUAAAUAAG